Messenger RNA from Gryllus bimaculatus (two-spotted cricket), 3875 nucleotides. The record is from the annotation of a GenBank genome assembly. Lineage: Eukaryota; Metazoa; Arthropoda; Insecta; Orthoptera; Gryllidae.
AUGCAUAUAAACGCAUCCACGAGGUCUGCUGCCAAGGCCGGGGCAUUGAUCCAGGAGUAUCUUAUUCUUCAAGACCAUAGUUAUUUGAAAAACGAGAAGAGUGGCAAGAAUUCUCUUUUAGACCAUAAGGAAGUAUCUAAAUCAAUGAUACUUCUACCAACUCGAGAUACUCAUAUAACAUUGGACUUGCACAAAGUGUCUGCUCAGGAAGAGCCUAAAUUUCUGGAUGAUGCUAAAAAUACAACUAAAAACAAUAUGAUAAUGAAGGCUACAGACAAUAUAUUUCACAAUUUUAAUAAUGAAAGAGGAAAUUCUGUAGAAAAUUUAAGCAAUGAUUUCUCCUUCCAGUGCAAUACGAGGGACAUAUGGCAAUCAGAUUCUUCGCAAAACAUCGACUCAUCACAGAGCGAAAUUCGCGAUGUAGAUUCGUCUAUUUCUGCUCUCACCCCGGAUUCUGGCUCGAAUUCUUCUCAUGAGCUUCAUUCAAGUCGUAGCAUUUUGGUGAAGCCCCUCACCGAGCCGGAAGAUGAUACAUCGAGUUAUAUCAGGUGGCAGAAGGAGACACCCAUUGAACGCGAGAUCCGGCUGGCCCGCGAGCGAGAGGAGGAGCUGCGGCGAGACAAGGGGCUGCCGCCGCUGGCCGCCAACAACGUAGUCUCCAAUGUCAAGAAGGCCGAGGUGCAGAAAUUCACCAAUCGUAGAAAUACUGCUUUAAAUGACUGCCGGAGUGUUCAACAUCGAAUAGCUACGAGCCGAAUACAACAGGAAAUAAAUGAAGCUACUGAGAGAGAGAAAGAAUUGCAUGCAGCUGGCCUCAUACAAACCAUCUCAGAGGACACAGUGGAUUCGAAGGUAACACGAUUUACUGACCUGGCUGGAUAUGCUAUUGAGGAAACAGAACGAAAAUUACGGCGUGCUGUAUCAACAUCUUCGGUUGCCACUGAGCCUGAAAAUCAGCCAGUGGUAUCAAUUACUCCUCAAAAUGGCCAGAAAGCAACUACAUUUCGUCCACUUUUUGAGAGUACACCAAAUUAUACAAAUAGUAACACACUGACAUCAUCAAAGAAGCUUCCACCCCGUGUUGGGCACAAAGGUGUAAUGCAAAGAUUUCUGGCAUCUCGUGGUAAAGUGAGUCCUGUCACUACGUACAGUCGACCCAAUCUAUUUUCAUCUGUUUCGUAUAGUGCUGCAGUGUCACCUCUCAUAACUUCAAAAGACAUGGGUCAAAAAAUUGAUGCAGCAGAUGAACAGGAAGUGAGAAUUAUAGAAGAUAAAACCAAGCUUGCAUCCCCUUUGGUUCUCAUCUUAGCCCCUUCAGGACCAGACACACUUCAGGUGCACAAUUUUGGAUAUGCCAUAAACACAGCCUUCUGGCUGCCAACUUGCAAUAUGAAGGAAACUUGGCCUGGGUCUUUGCAACGUGCCCGAAUAUUUGCUCAGUCUCAUCCCAACCUUCUAUCAAUCGGAGAUUUUGAAGAAAGUGAUGUGAAUCAUGAAAGUGAGGAAAUGAAAAGAUCUUCUAUUUCUGGAAAUAGUGACUCCAGUUCUUUCUUGGAGAAUUCAAAGGAUACAAAUGGAGAUUCAUCACUUCCAGAGGUGGUAUAGAAUUUCUUUCAGAACGAAUGUUUGUCUGUGUGUCCUGUGUUAUUUAAAUCGUAUUUCUUUAAAAAUAAAUACUGAAUUUUUGAAUUGUAUAUAUUUUGAUUAUAUACUCAGGUGACUAUUUUCUUACUUUUUGGAAAAUGUUGAAAUAUAAAUGCUACAUUUCUUUCAAAUGCAAUACAAAGCAUGACCUUCUAGUAUUAUUUUGGGAUUAUCUUCUUUCAAAUAUAUAUCUACAGCACAAUAUUGUACAUAUACACAUAGACCUAGGUGUUUUCUGAAUUGAAUUUUCUGUUAGUUUUUGACUGUGUUCUUUGUUUCUGCUUAAUGUGCUAUGUUGUAAUGUUCUUUGUGGGAAGACAUGUUUAAAUAUUUAUUUGUGAAAUGUUAUUGUAAUGUCUUGUAUCUUCUUUGAUUCAAAGGUGAAUAACUUUUCUUUGAUUUUUCAAAUUUUGUUUGUAAAAUUUAUGUUCUUUUUCAUUGAUUUUGAAGAGUUUCAUGAACUAAAUUUUGUGUGAAUUCACAUGAAAAAAAAAUUCAAAUAAUUUAUAUAAACAUUGCAGUAAUAGUACUGUGUACCCACCUUUUAGUUGUGCAUUUACAGUGCAGGAAGAUCAACAGUCUCCUGCCUAAUCUUGGAAUUGUAGUACAAUUAGUAUUUCAUUGUUAAUUGUUAUAUGUCUAGUGUGACUUUAGAUUUGUGCUUUCUUUGCUGAUUUCUCACCAUCCUUUGUGGAAAUGAUGGAAUAACCUAUGCAAAAUAUAUAUCUCGUAUAUAACUUCCAAGAAAUUGUUUUUAUUAGUUUGCCAAUAGUGUUUUUCAUUUUGUGCAGUAUUGACAUUAUAAUGUUAAAAAUAUGAUAAAACUGCCUUGUUUUUCGUAUUGCAGAAACCAUAAAUAGACACCAAAGCUUAUUUAUUUAAAUGCCCUAUUUGUUUGCUUUGGAUCAAACAUUUUACCAUAUUUAUUAAUACUGUAGAUAAAAUGAUAGAAAAAUGUAUCUUAUCUUUUUUAUACAGCUGUGCUUGUACUGAAGGGAAAAUCUUAAAAACUACAAAUUCUUUUGAUAUUUCUAGGCAUGGGUAUACAGUAAAACCUGAUUUUCUGUUAUAAAAGAGGGCAAGGGGGUGAGAGUUGUUCAAAAAUGAUAUAAAAAGAAUUAAUAAGGUAGGUUUUGCACAAAAGGGAUGUUGAACCUGUAAGUAAAUCCACCUUCACGCUAACAUAGCGUAAAUAAUGACUGAUUGAUCUUAUCAAAGAUGUUGCUUUCUUCUGAACUUUGGCUGCAUUUACGUUUUUAUUUAUGUUCAUUUUAAUCUUUUGCAAAUGGAGAAAGUCCAUAUAACUAGUGUUGUCCUGCUGCUCCACAAAAUGUAACGAGAAAAAGCUGAUUCCGAAGUUGCUUGUAAAAUAAUCUGUGCUGAUGACAAUUCUUUUAUUUUAUGUACUUUACUUUCAAUACAAAUCACAAUGCAUUUUCUUUUUGCCCUUGACAUGCUUAGUGGUACAAUUCAAUAGUUAACUGUACACAAUACUCGGUACUCAAUAAAUAACUGCAGGUCCACUCUUGUACUAUGGUGGAAUUAUAUUAGCUAAUGCUCCAGUAGAUACACAAUAGUCAAUAUAUCAGUCAGUCAGAGAGCACCUUUUGUGAUCUGGGGAUUGGUUGCCAAAAAAAAAAAAAAUUAUAGGUGAUGACUGUUAAUUGGCCAGAUGGUCAAUUAAGGGACAGAAAGGAAAGGUUUUGCUGUAUAUAAAUAUAUCAAAAUAGUUCUUACUAAUUGGGAUGUAACAUCAAUUUAUUAAAGCUGAUGUUUUCUUAACAUCAAAGUUUUGUGCUCAAUGUUUUCUUUGUGAACAAAAUUCUCCAAAAUCUCAAUUUUGUAAAAGUUGAAAAAUGAAAUAAUAAUUGGUGAUACUUCUGUCAGUUUGUGUUCAGAUCAAAUGAACGCUGUUUGUAUUAGGACUACCUUUAUCGAGCAGGCUCUCUCUUGCUCAAGAUGACCCGGAUAGUUUUGUAUGUACUAUGAUUAUUCUCGUAUUUCGCAUAUAGAGAGGUGGUCAACUCUUGGUCCAUGUGUGUAGGACCUCCCCCUUCUUCGUUGAACCGAGGACUGACCCUUUUGAGAUGACCCUGGGUGCUUAUGCUUUGAGGCUCUGUAUUGUUAAUUAUUCUUAUUAUUUUUAACUUUGUUUUGACUGUUAAAUCUUAAUUAUAAAUAAAUAAACAAACAAACAAACCCAGCCCCUGUUAAAAUUAAAUUUUGUCUUG